GUGAUGUGCCAAGCUCAGAUGGGAGUAAAAUCACUGCAGGAGAGCACGAGGAGUUCAAAGGCGCAGCACAGAACAGGCGCUCACUGCCUGGCUGCAUCAUUGAGGGCUGUCCUGAUGCUUGUUCCAUUAGUGUCCAGGCUGAAGGCACGGCCCGCGGGCGGCCCGGUGAGCAGAGCAGCGGGAUGCUGACCCUAUGGGGUGUGCUCUGAGCAGGACGAGCAGCACUGGUGCCCUCAGCCCCUCCUCUUCCUCAUAGUGGGGUUGCUGGGGUUUAGAGCCCGCUGUCACACCACGUACCAUUUUAAUGGAACACCAUGCGUCUGGCAAAAAUUUGAGAAGGCUCAAGGCGUUAAAGAAAGCUCAUCUAAAUAAAGGCGGGUUAAAGUGACAUUGCAGUUACUUAAUCCUGUAUUGUCCUGCCAUGUGACUUCAGUGAUACUGAGGCGCUGCGUUUCUUUUGGUCGGUGCACAGAUUGUGCUUUUCCUGUCAUCUCCCAGGAUCAGUUGCUUUGUGAAAGCAGCAAUGGGAAGGAAACUGAGGGGCAGCAGACUAUUUGCAGCAAGGCUUUGAGGCCGUCACUUGCAAGGCACGCUGACAAGCUCCCAGGCUGAGGAAUGAAUCAGAGCAAAACCCCGUGUUCAGCUUUUGGACUGGUACCAGAAUCAGGAGCCACGUUCUUAAGGUUAGCUACUCAAAAUGAACUGGAAGCAACGGGAUUUAUGCAGAGCAGUUAAUGAGCUACUUGUCUGAAUUUUCUCUAUCAAGUUAGUUUUCAAAGCAGCUAGAUAAAGCCUAAAAAUUGGUGUCAAAUAUUCCGCAUUCAUGUCAAAUGUACUACAUAGAAUGUAAGCAAUGCACUGUAUUUCUGCAUAAAGCUUACUGUUUUACUGCAGAGCCUCUGUUACCUUGCAGACGAGCAUCCUGACACACUAAAACUGACAGUGAGAAAUGGACAAAAAUAGAAUAAAAUUCCAUCUCCAAAUUUGGACAGAACUGCAAUGUGUAAAUGCAACUUCUGAGGUGAAUUCCAAGCUACUAUUUGGACUCCUUCAGUAAGCAGUUUUGUUGCUGUUUGCACAGAUUGCGUAUUGCAGAUAAAUAUUUCACUUCAUUAAACUCCUUGUUGGGACAUUCUGUUCAAUGGAGAAGUGAUCACCUACAGACUAUGACAACAGGAUUUGUGAAUGGAGGAGGUCUUGGGAAGCACCGCUAUGCCAGGUGGAAUCGUGAGGACAGUGGAGAAGACUACGGGCGUGAGGAGUGCUGUGGAGGAGAUGAAGAGGGCAGGCAGCAGAGGCUGACCCCAUUUGAGAAGCUAAUGCAGGAUAUGUCCCACAAUGAAAAAGUGGUGAAAGAAUUAACCCUGGGGAAGAGAAUUGGCUUCUAUCGAGUCAGAGGAGAAAUAGGAAGUGGGAAUUUCUCACAAGUGAAACUUGGGAUUCAUUCUCUAACCAAAGAGAAAGUAGCUAUUAAGAUUUUGGACAAGACAAAACUAGACCAGAAGACUCAACGUUUGCUAUCUCGUGAGAUAUCCAGCAUGGAAAAGCUCCACCACCCAAAUAUCAUCAGGCUGUACGAAGUGGUGGAGACACUCUCAAAGCUGCAUCUGGUGAUGGAGUAUGCAGGAGGUGGGGAACUCUUCACUAAAAUCACGACAGAAGGAAAGCUCAUAGAAACAGAGUGCAAAAUAAUCUUCUCCCAGAUUGUUUCUGCUGUGAAGCACAUGCAUGAGAAUAAUAUCAUUCAUCGGGACUUGAAGGCAGAAAAUGUUUUUUACACCAGUAACACCUGCGUUAAGGUGGGAGACUUCGGAUUCAGCACCAUCAGUAAAAGAGAUGAAACUUUAAAUACUUUCUGUGGGUCUCCUCCUUAUGCUGCACCUGAACUCUUCCGAGAUGAGAACUAUGUUGGUGUUUAUGUAGAUAUCUGGGCACUAGGAAUACUGUUAUACUUCAUGAUAACGGGGAUCAUGCCAUUUCGGGCAGAUACGGUGGCCAAACUGAAAAAGUGCAUUCUUGACGGGACAUACAGCUUGCCUCCCUGCCUCUCAGAACCUUGCCAGAAACUGAUAAAAGGAGUCCUUCAGCCAGUACCAACAGAACGAUACUCUGUCAAACUCAUUAUGAACAGCGAGUGGAUGCAGGGGAUACAGUACCCAAAACCUUUACAGCCAUUUAAACUGGAUCCUAAGUAUUUAUCGGAGAUCAAUACGCUCAAAGAGGAAGAAAUUGAAGUGAAAAACGCUCUGAAAGAUCUGGGAAUCACAGAAGAACACAUUCAAAAUAAUCGGGGAAGAGACGCACGCAGCUCAAUAACAGGUGUCUACAGGAUUGUUUUACAUAAAGUACAAAAGAAAAGGGCACUCGAAUGCGUCCCUAUAAUGUCCCACCCAGAUCCCAAGGAACAAGACGUAAAUAAAGGAAUCAGCUCUUUUAACAGUAUAAAGCACACAUCCAAGCUGUGCUCUAUUUUGUAAACCACACUACAGGCUUAAUACUCAGCACGCUUAGCAAAGGGUUUUAUUCACUUCUCACAGGUUUUGGUGUUGCAUUUUUUUGUAAUUUUUAAAUAAACCAAAUUUGCCUCAUCUCCUUUGUAUUUUUCAGCUCACAUCUGAAGUGCCCAAAUGCAGAGCUCUAUCGUAUUUGUUUAUCCCUUGCUCAAGAAACACGGUAUAACUAGUGCAAGAACUCAAGUAAAAAAAGUAAGGAAUUAUCAGUGGAAGUGAUCUUUUAAUAAAGAUCCAACAUGACACACUUCAGAGCUCCCAGUACAUAACAGUUAACUUCUUGACAAGUUUCACCUUAGCUUGACACAACUAUACCACUGCAAACAGGAUUUUUUGCAGAGAGCUCAGUUUAAACACAAAAAUGAACUGAAUAUACUAUAUCCAACAACAGAAACAGCUCUCAUUACAUUUUAGUUAAAGAAAGAGCCGUGCUGCUGUUGACCAUGGUUCUUAACUUGUAACAGUUCAAAGGCAAAUUCAGAUGUGCUACUUGAACCCUGCAUGCGUGGUUGCAGUUUUUAGUGCCUAACUGGAUGGGUAACCAACCAUUAAUCUUCUGACACUUUCCACUACUUGUAUGAUUCUCACAGUCUCUACACACUUGGAAUAGAGCUGCACUCCAAUAAAUAAACAGAUAUAAACAUACUCUUAAAUUCUGAAAUUCUUGCUUUAGCACUAGAUAUCUUUCUAUGUAACAUGGCUGUUGUCAGUACCAAAGUCAAUCAGGUUACAGGCUGUACUAACCUUCUGUCACACUACUUUGGCAAGGCUGGUACAAAACUGAUUCUUAUACUCUUGACCACCACAAGUUGUAAGUUGGAUACCCUGACAAUUACAGUUUUUCUGAGUGUCACCAAGAUGCUGCCAUGUCCCAACCCAUCUUCACCUUUUAUCUGGGUAAUUUAUACCUUGGUCAACCAGCACAAACGCAGUAGUAGAAAAGUGCAGUAGCUUCCCUCUGAACAUGCACAACUGAAAUGCCUCCACUAAGGCAGAGUCUGAAUGAUUUUAGUUAAGGCAAGUAAAUUAAUGAAAGGUUUAGAGAGGUACAGCUAGUGCUCUCAAAUAUAAAAGCUGGAUGCCUUAUCUAUUACAGGGACUGAUUAGAUGUUUUCUUGACCUCAAAGAGUGAGUAAUGUAAAUAAGCAACAGGACAACUUUGAAAAACCACCUGUGGGAAACCAGGUUCAACCAGACUCAGCCACACACAAAGAACCAAUCCCCCUUUCACAGUCUGUGAGGACAUAAAACAAUACCACCUUCCAAAAUACAGUAAUGAGAUCAGUAUUACUUCAUAGGCUGUGAAUGAAUUCCUCCACCAUGCAACCUGAAAACAUUUAAGAUAUCUUGAAACAAAGCCUUGAAAUAAUGAUUUUCCACAAGCCUCAGCAACUCUUUCUUUCCAUUUUUUUUAAUGACAUAUUAAAGACAACAAUCCAAGAGGUCCACAAAGACUGUGACCCCAGAACUUCAAGCUUUCGUAAGGCCAGUUUCCUCUUUCUUGCCUGUUAAAGAAAAAUUGCAUCCUGAAAACCCAACAAGUCAGCACUACUGCAGUGUGUUUCAAACAUCUCAAACUUUAUUUUAAUAAAGGAUCUGCUCACAGUGAGGCCCCUGUGGUUAACUUUUUGCCAGUAGCAGCUCAAUUCUCGGCUUGUCCACUGCCAGCAAUGGACUUUUGUUCCAUGGCAUUUUUACUUUCUGGUGCCAGGACAAGUUUCAUGAGGGCAACCUAAACCAAAAUACUUGCAAACACUAUUUUCAUGCAUCACCUCUCCAUCACUUUCAGCAGAACAAACAGAUUAUUCUCCAUCAAAUUAUAAACAUCAAUUUUUAUCAAGGCUUGACUGUACAAAUACAGCAAGUUACCAAAUCCUAGUAAGUGACAGAUAUUACAAACACUUUGUUACACACACAAAAAAAAGAUUGUGAUUUAAACAGAUGAAUAUGGUUUUUUGCUACUUUAUGAUACGUAGCUCUGUAGAAUUAGCAAAGAAAAAAGUUCAACAAAACUUCAUUCUGUACAUUAGCUCAAUUAAAUAUAUAUUACAAGCUUACAAGGCUCAUGUCAUAGUUUAUUUCUAAUCUGGGCUUUAAAAAGCUGCCAGAAUAUAAUCCCCAUAAGUAAUAUGUAUCUACCACUUGCAAGACAGAUAGCUUUUAUCGUGCAUGUCUGGAAAAAAAAAAAGAAAGAAAAGACCCCACUUCUACAACAUCCCCAA
Molecule: messenger RNA, 4732 nt
Organism: Coturnix japonica (Japanese quail)
Lineage: Eukaryota; Metazoa; Chordata; Aves; Galliformes; Phasianidae
Gene: NIM1K
Product: NIM1 serine/threonine protein kinase
Biological process (GO): intracellular signal transduction; microtubule cytoskeleton organization; protein phosphorylation
Cellular component (GO): cytoplasm
Molecular function (GO): tau-protein kinase activity; ATP binding
Source: RefSeq, a predicted model, not a curated record